UGAAGCCAAGGCAAAUUGGGUGAGUGAAGAGUGAGCUUCACAAUUCACAAUCUUGCCACUCAGACAGCGACACAAGAACAGAGGAAAGAGAGUAUUUUUGGCACUUUUCUUUUUUCUCCCCUUUGAUUGAAACUUAGGUCACACUGUCACAGCCACAACACAAAGAAAGAGAGAGAGAGAAAAUAGAAAUGGAAGAAGAGGGAAUAGGGUUAGUGUUGGCCAGAGCUACAGAACUCAGAUUGAAGAUUAGCAAUUGCAUCCACACCGCCACCGCCACCGCCACCGCCACCUUCACCACAUCUAACCACGCGCCUCCCACUCUCAAUGGCCCGUCACCUUCCGCCGCCGACGACGAUGAUGACGAAGCUACUGAUAGGCUUCUCAAAAUUUGCGAUGCUCUCGAAACCUUGGAGACCCAGCUUGCUUCCUUGCAGGUUCUACAACAACAGCAGCGAUAUGAAAGAGAAACUGCCUUGGCUGACAUUGAGAGCAGUCGUAAGGUGUUAAUCGAUAAGCUGAAGGAGUACAAGGGUAAGGAAUUGGAUGUGAUACAUGAAGCUUCCAUUUUUGCUAGCGAAACUGUCGAAACCAAUAAUGAUCUGCUACUCCCUCCGUAUCCAAGCCGCCCCCCAUAUUCCAUGUCUCUGGACAAGGAGUAUCUGUCGCAAAUCCCUUCUGUGAAUAAGUCCGGUCGCAAUGGGUUAAUCACACUCGAUCCAAUGAUUGAGGCAAAAAACAGCCUAGGUGAUAAGGAGCAAAAUCAUGCUGCAAAUGAAGAUAAAAGUUUAAGAAAAGGGUUGGGAUAUUUCAUAACUUCUGCAGCCAAAACAAUGCUUACAGUUGCUGGAGUGGUAUCAAUAUUAAGUGUGUCUGGCUUUGGGCCUAAUCUGGGGAAGUUAGGCGUCCGAUUCAAUGUACAAGACCGGCGUCAAAGAACAGAAGAUGAGAAUGAAAGAUCUGCUGCCCAGAAUGUGAAGCAUAGAUCAAUUACUCAGUGUCCGCCUGGUAGAAUUUUGGUGACGGAAAAUGGGGAAGCUCGAUGUCUUGUGAAAGAGAGAGUGGAAAUUCCAUUUUCGGCUGUUGCUUCAACACCUGAUAUAAACUAUGGAUGUGGUUAACCACAUCACUCCCCCCCCCCCCCCCCCCCCCAACCCA
Arachis stenosperma is the source of this 1155-nucleotide messenger RNA. Its product is annotated as plastid division protein PDV2. NCBI's taxonomy places the organism in Eukaryota, Viridiplantae, Streptophyta, Magnoliopsida, Fabales, Fabaceae. The transcript is spliced from 2 exons. Bases 189 to 1118 code for a protein of 309 amino acids. Gene Ontology annotation, biological process: chloroplast fission. The record is from RefSeq and is a predicted model, not a curated record.